Penicillium argentinense is the source of this 2322-nucleotide messenger RNA. Its product is annotated as Zn(II)2Cys6 transcription factor domain-containing protein. Gene Ontology annotation, molecular function: zinc ion binding; DNA-binding transcription factor activity, RNA polymerase II-specific. Gene Ontology annotation, biological process: regulation of DNA-templated transcription. Bases 1 to 2322 code for a protein of 773 amino acids. The transcript is spliced from 2 exons. Lineage: Eukaryota; Fungi; Ascomycota; Eurotiomycetes; Eurotiales; Aspergillaceae. The record is from RefSeq and is a predicted model, not a curated record.
AUGUCCAAUGUCGAUUUAUCCAGCGACGGCCUCAUCGUCGACUACGACUCCAGAGGCUAUCUCCAGCAGCCCUGGCCCGUCCCCGUUGACCAGAACCCCCCACGGUCAGACGACGCCCACGAUCUCUCGCCCCUUCAAACCAGCGGUCACCCCCUGGAACAGUCGGUGGCCCAGGACCCGAGCCUCAUGGUCGACUGGCAAUUCCAACAGCUUCAGACCCCUCACCACCACCAACAAUUACCAUAUUCGCCCGAGGACCCGUCGUCAGCGCCCCAGUUCACCACCGCCAGCUAUGGCAUGGCCAUUCAGUCCUCCCCGGUGGAUCUCAUGGCCGGGCCCCAGGGCCAGAUGAGUGGUGGUCUGCUCGAUGGAUCCUAUCACCUACCCCUCUCCGCCCCGGUCGACACCAGUAGCAUGGUGCCAUUCACCUACCAUGAUUUCCAUACCGAUUUGAUGGGAUUCCCCAGCGGGCUGCCGGAUGUCUCAUCCUACGCCCCGCACCCGGUUCUGGAGAGCAGCUCGCCUACCGAUACCUACCUGGAGGUUCGUUCCCUGUCCAGCAGCGAUAAUGGCUGGAGCACCGUCGACCACCGCCGCUCCCUCGACUUCAGUUUCCCCGAGCAGGGCAUUUUCGUCAACCCCACCCAGACAUUGCACGACCGCAGUCUCUCCGAAUCAUCCUACUCAACGUCUUAUGGUAGCUUCGUCGAUAUUGCCAACCCCAUCAACUCUCCCAGCUCGGAAACCAACAUGGACUUGCCGUACAACCACCCCAAUGCCGCCGUCAGCCUGGCCGGUACCUCACCAACCAGCAGCUCGAUCGUCCGCCUCGAGCGGUCAUCCCCGGGUUCGCGCUCCCCGUCAGCCGUCAGCCCCAGCACCGCCAUGGUCCGUCCGAUUCCUGUCCCCAUCAAGAAGUCCACCUCUCCCAGUCGCUCUUCUGGCUCUCAUUCGUCGGCCUCGCCGCCCAGUCGGAAACCCUCGAGGAAGAGCCCUAUUGCGGCCAAAACGGCCGAGACCAAGGUCCGCAAGCAAUCGCAGACCGGCAAGCCCGAGACCGAGAAGCGGGUGGGCAAGCGGAAGGGUCCUCUCAAGCCGGACCAGCGCAAGCAAGCCAGCGAGAUCCGGAAGCUGCGGGCGUGCCUGCGGUGCAAGUUCCUUAAAAAGACGUGUGAUAAAGGCGAGCCGUGUGCCGGCUGCCAGCCGUCGCACGCUCGUCUGUGGCAGGUGCCGUGCACCCGCAUCGACAUUAAGGAAAUCGGGUAUUUCAUGAAGGACUGGCGGGCAGACUACGAGCGACACAUCUCCAUGGGUUUCUCAGUCGGCAACAUCAAGGGGUUUUCGGACCAGGAGCGCACUCUGUUCAUUACCCACGGCUACGGCCAAAUCCUCCCCAUCACCGCUCGCGAGGUCUACGUCCGUGACGAGCAGUGCUUUACCAUCGACUGGGUCGAGACAUUGCACCGCGAGCCGACACAAUACGAAGUCGAGACCGCCAAACUCUCCGCUGGCAUGGAGGGCAUCUCGCACGCUAUGCUGUCUGACUAUCUGGACCGACAUAUCGACGGCAACGGCACCUUUGAAAAGUUCGUGGACGAUUACUUCGAAGGCACCCCGUUCCUCACCCAGAUGCUCAAGACCGCCUUCCGCUACUACUACCGGACGAAGCUGCCCGUCAUCCGCAAGGCCCUCAAGCUGAUCAUCGCCUACAACCUGACUCUCCACGUCACCAUGGUUGAAGGACUGGGCGAUGAAGACGGAUUUAUGGGCAAGAUCCAGGAGCCGGGCUCCAAGUUCCGUGGUAAGAUCAUGGCUCCUGUCAUGAUCAACUUCCAGAUCAAGUGCGCCAUGGCGGGCAUGUGGCGAGAGCUUCAGAAGGAUGUCCUGGAGGAGCUUUCGGCGUUGUACUCGAGUGUGUACAGCGGAGACAAGCUGAAGAACUGGCCGACCAUUUUCAUUCUCGCCUCUAUCUUGCUGGCGGUCUGGGAAGAGAUGCAGUUUGACAGCCACUACCGUACUCCGGAUCAGUCGGCCGUCGACAAGUUCUGCACCGAUAUGGAGACCACUCCCGUUGGUGUCAUUGUCGGUCUGUUCCAGGCUAUCUCCCAGAAGCUGCCCCCGUUCACCGAGUGGGACUCGCAGAAGCACCAUCACCUGCUGUACUCCAACCCGGAUGUGUGCAACACUAUGACCGAGGUCCGCCAACAUGUCGAGCAACACGAAAGCUACCUCCGUGGCCGUACCGGCUCCAAAUUCAACCGCGACGAUUUCGAUUGCCUCUCCAACAAAUUUGUUUCCCGUCUUGUUAUUCGCGCCAACUAG